This is a messenger RNA of Hyla sarda, 6157 nucleotides long. It is a transcript of the gene ARHGAP39, whose product is annotated as Rho GTPase activating protein 39. Gene Ontology annotation, biological process: signal transduction. Lineage: Eukaryota; Metazoa; Chordata; Amphibia; Anura; Hylidae. The coding region runs from base 241 to 3465 and encodes 1074 amino acids. The transcript has 10 exons. The record is from RefSeq and is a predicted model, not a curated record. Gene Ontology annotation, molecular function: protein binding; GTPase activator activity. Gene Ontology annotation, cellular component: cytoskeleton; cytoplasm.
GCCUCAGCAGCAGGUGACUGGGCGGGAGCGCGCGCUGAGUGGUUGUUGCGCGGCCCCGCUGCCUGACAGAGAGGGAGAGAGGAUUGUCGGUGAUCGGGGGACGGGCGGCCUCAUCCUCCGCCACAUAAGUCCUCUCCAUCCUCAUGGCCUCCCGAGCACCCUCCUAACCCGCAACACAGGGCCCGGAGAUCCCGGGGACACCGACAACCGGAGGAGAGUGCGACGAGCACCGCCGGGAAGAUGGCGGAGAGGCUGGAAUGGGUAGAAAUCAUAGAGCCCCGGACCCGAGAGUGUAUGUACGCCAAUCUGAUCACGGGGGAGUGCGUAUGGGAUCCACCAUCCGGCGUCCGGAUAAAACGUACCAAUGAGAAUCAGUGGUGGGAACUAUUUGACCCAAAUACGUCACGAUUCUACUACUACAAUGCUAGCACCCAGAGGACAGUCUGGCACCGGCCACAAAACUGUGAUAUUAUCCCCUUAGCCAAACUACAGACACUGAAACAGAACACAGAGUCCCCCAGGGCAUCUACUGAGAACAGCCCGGGCCGGGGCAGCAACAUCAGCCGGGAAGGAAGCACCAGCUCAUCCCUGGAGCAAGAACUGGACGGAGGAGACAAGUGCCCAGAGCAAGUGAAAACCAAUCGACAUUCAGCUCCGUAUUUUGUGGUUAAAGAGGACACAGACAGGACCUCCUCCCUCAGAUGGAACACCGGCACCAAAGAGAGAAUGCUGAUCAAAGUGACGGACCGGGAGCCCAGCUUCCUGAUGCACCAGGGAAAUGGUUACACCACCACCGACAAUUCACAAGGAACCCGUACUCGCCGGCCGUCAGGGGGACAGCCAUCACCCAUCAUGCAGACGUUCUCAGUCGAUACGGACAACUCUGUCUUUUUUCCAGAUAGGAAGCAGUCACCGUAUAUGAAAAGAGCGGAGCACGUCGGUUCUUGUUCCCCAUUACUUGGACGCGGGGAAUCAUUCUGCACCUUACAGUCCCAACACAGGAAGCAUUCCAAUGAGUCCCAGCCGUCUUCUCCUCGCUACGCCUAUGAGCCCCCACUGUAUGAGGAGCCUCCCAUGGAGUAUCAGGCUCCCAUCUAUGAUGAACCACCCAUGGAGAUGCAAUACGAUGCUAGUGGAAACUACAGAGCAAUGUCCCCUCAAAAAUCCCCUAUUCGCAAACCCCAUACUUUUCUUCAGUCUCCAAAGCAGGCCUCCAACUCUCCGUACCAACAGCUUGUGCUGACCAAACAGAAAUGCUCUGACAGGUUCAUGAGUCUGGAUUACAGUCCCGCAGGCAAGGAAUAUGUCCGCCAGCUAGUGUAUGUAGAACAGUCUGGAUCCAGCCCAAAGAUAAAAACUGGUUUAAGGCAUAAAUAUACACCGAACACAAUAGGCGGGUCAUACUCAUUGCAACACAAUCCUCUGUACAUGAGGGACCAGCGUUUUGAAGUUAAGUCUGGAGACUACAGUAGUAUGGAAGGUUCAGAUGUGCGACAAAGUCAGCAACAGCAUCCGUUCCAGUCAGAAGAUUCCAUGUCUUGGUCCAGUCAGCAGGACACCAUGUCCUCCGCCAGCUAUUCUCCCAACACCAGGAAAAGGAAAAGCAGAAAGCCUUCUUUGUCUCUAGAACCUAACCCAUCUCCAUCCGAAGGGUCAUCCGAGGGGCACAAUGAGCAGGGUAUGAACGAGGAAAGGCCUUCAUCUAUGCCAAACCGGCCACUCAUGAGUCGAACAGAGAGCCGGUCAUCGGAGGCAGACAUGCAUCGGGCCUCUACGGAGGCUUUCAUGGCGCAGGCCCGGCUCGCCUGGGAGGCCCAGCAGGCACACUUCCACAUGAAACAAAGAAGCAGCUGGGAUUCUCAGAAGGAUGGCUCUGGCUAUGAGAGCGAUGGUGCAGUGCCUUUACCUAUGCCUGGUCCGGUGGUUAGGGCUUUCAGUGAGGACGAAGCACUCGCACAGCAAGACAGCAAACACUGGAAGAGAAGCACCUUUGAAAAACUUGGCUUUCCACAAAUACUACUGGAAAAAAGCGUGUCCGUUCAGACUAACCUGGCGUCUCCAGAACCAUAUUUACACCCAUCUCAGUCUGAAGACCUCGGUGCCUGCGCUCAGUUCGAGAAUAGUCGAAACAACAGGAACAUGAUGCCCAGUUCCAGCUGUGUCUUCCCGACCUUCACCUUGAGGAAACCUUCUUCUGAGACCGAUAUCGAGAACUGGGCCUCCAAGCAUUUCAACAAACACACGCAGGGUCUGUUCCGGCGGAAGGUGUCCAUUGCCAACAUGCUGGCCUGGAGUAGCGAGUCCAUUAAGAAGCCCAUGAUAAUGACUUCUGACCGCAACGUCAAGAAGGAGGCCUGCGAGAUAUUCAAGCUCAUUCAGAUGUACAUGGGAGACCGCAGAUCCAAGACAGACCAGCUCAGCGUCGCCUUAGAGAUCGCCACCAAAGGGUGGAGCAUGCAAGGACUGAGGGACGAGCUUUACAUCCAACUGUGCCGCCAGACCACCGAGAACUUCCGCUAUGAAAGCCUGGCCCGGGGCUGGGAGCUAAUGACCAUUUGUUUGGCCUUUUUCCCACCAACUCCUAAAUUUCAUUCUUAUUUGGAGGGAUAUAUAUAUCGACACAUGGACCCGGUGAACGAUACAAAAGUGAAUCGUCACAUAAAAGAACUUCUGGAAAGAACGAAGAAAUCUAAAAUGAGAAAGAAACCAAAGCCUUAUAUUGAAGAUCGUGAUGGAGUGGCGAUCAGCACCUAUGCCAAAUACUGUUACAGGAAACUCCAGAAGGCGGCCUUGUUGGGAGCGAAAAAGGGAUUGAAGAAGCCGAACAUUGAGGAAAUCAAGCACGCCCGCAAUGCCGUGUUCAGUCCCUCCAUGUUCGGCAGCUCCUUACAGGAGAUCAUGAAUAUGCAGAAAGAGAAAUAUCCUGAAAGGCAGUUGCCCUGGGUACAGACCCGGCUCUCCGAGGAGGUUUUGGCUUUGAAUGGCGACCAAACUGAGGGCAUAUUCAGGGUUCCUGGAGAUAUAGAUGAAGUAAAUGCCCUAAAGCUGCAAGUGGAUCAAUGGAAGAUUCCAACCGGCCUAGAAGACCCGCAUGUUCCAGCGUCUUUACUAAAACUGUGGUACCGGGAGCUGGAGGAGCCUCUGAUUCCUCACGAAUUCUAUGAGGAGUGCAUCACCCACUAUGAGAAUCCGGAGGCGGCCAUUGCAGUUGUGCAUUCGCUCCCAAAACUGAGCAAGAUGGUGCUGUGCUACCUCAUCCGCUUCCUACAGGUAUUUGUACAGCCAGCCAAUGUGGCUGUCACAAAAAUGGACGUCAGUAAUCUAGCCAUGGUUAUGGCACCAAACUGUCUGCGCUGCCAGUCGGACGAUCCGCGUAUCAUCUUUGAGAACACCAGGAAAGAAAUGUCCUUCAUCCGGGCUCUGAUCCAGCACCUGGACACAAGCUUCAUGGAGGCAGUUCUAUAGCAGAUUGUGACGCCCCCCCCCACACCCAGGACAAGCGAAUACAGGAAUAUUGUUGUGUGACUGUCACUACUGUCAUCUCAUUAUUCCAGGAGAGGUCUCCGCUCCCACCGCAUUCUCAUCCUGUACACUAAAACAUGGAGUGAAUGAUUCAUCUGCUGUGGCAAUAAGGACCCAUCACUCCUCCACCACCUUGGACCAAAGUUGCAGCAUAUGGCCCUGCAAAGCAUGAUGGGAGUGCAGGACACUGUGACUGCAGGGUUUAAUGUGUUACGCGUACAUGUGCCAGAGUUGUGAGGCAUGUCGUGUUUUGUGACUGGCGCCGCAGCACAUUUAAUGUGGCUGCUCCCUAAGGAGGGAUUUCCAUUAGCGAGCUUAUAAAAUAAGCCGUCGCCUCAACCUUGAGUUGAUCUACUGUCCCUUGUCAUACAUAAAUCAGUGCUGCCCUCCAUAGAUCCAUGGCACUGGCUCCUGGUGUUAGGCUACAGGUAUGAACAGAUGAGUGAAGGCUAAAAGGUAUGAACAGAUGAGUGAACACUAAAGAAAGGUAUGAAGAGAUCAGUGAACACUAAAGAAAGGUAUGAACCGAUGAGUGAAGGCUAAAAAAGGUAUGAAGAGAUCAGUGUACACUAAAGAAAGGUAUGAAGAGAUCAGUGAACACUAAAGAAAGGUACGAAGAGAUCAGUGAACACUAAAGAAAGGGACGAAGGGAUCAGUGAACACUAAAGAAAGGUACGAAGAGAUCAGUGAACACUAAAGAAAGGGACGAAGAGAUCAGUGAACACUAAAGAAAGGGACGAAGGGAUCAGUGAACACUAAAGAAAGGGACGAAGGGAUCAGUGAACACUAAAGAAAGGGACGAAGGGAUCAGUGAACACUAAAGAAAGGGACGAAGAGAUCAGUGAACACUAAAGAAAGGGACGAAGAGAUCAGUGAACACUAAAGAAAGGGACGAAGAGAUCAGUGUACACUAAAGAAUGGUAUGAAGAGAUCAGUGAACACUAAAGAAAGGUAUGAACUGAUGAGUGAAGGCUAAAAAAGGUAUGAACAGAUCAGUGUACACUAAAGAAAGGUAUAAAGAGAUCAGUGAACACUAAGGAAAGGUAUGAAGAGAUCAGUGAACACUAUAGAAAGGUAUGAAGAGAUCAGUGUACACUAAAGAAAGGUAUGAACCGAUGAGUGAAGGCUAAAAAAAGGUAUGAACAGAUCAGUGUACACUAAAGAAAGGUAUGAAGAGAUCAGUGUACACUAAAGAAAGGUAUGAAGAGAUCAGUGUACACUAAAGAAAGGUAUGAAGAGAUCAGUGUACACUAAAGAAUGGGAUGAACCGAUGAAUGAAGGAUAAAAAAGGUAUGAACAGAUCAGUGUACACUAAAGAAAGGUAUGAAGAGAUCAGUGUACACUAAGGAAAGGUAUGAAGAGAUCAGUGUACACUAAGGAAAGGUAUGAAGAGAUCAGUGUACACUAAGGAAAGGUAUGAAGAGAUCAGUGUACACUAAAGAAAGGUAUGAAGAGAUCAGUGAACACUAAAGAAAGGGAUGAACAGAUCAGUGUACACUAAAGAAAGGUAUGAAGAGAUCAGUGUACACUAAAGAAAGGUAUGAAGAGAUCAGUGAACACUAAAGAAAGGGAUGAACAGAUCAGUGUACACUAAAGAAAGGUAUGAAGAGAUCAGUGAACACUAAAGAAAGGGACGAAGAGAUCAGUGAACACUAAAGAAAGGGACGAAGAGAUCAGUGUACACUAAAGAAUGGUAUGAAGAGAUCAGUGAACACUAAAGAAAGGGAUGAACAGAUCAGUGUACACUAAAGAAAGGGAUGAACAGAUCAGUGAACACUAAAGAAAGGUAUGAAGAGAUCAGUGUACACUAAAGAAAGGUAUGAAGAGAUCAGUGUACACUAAAGAAAGGGAUGAACAGAUCAGUGAACACUAAAGAAAGGUAUGAAGAGAUCAGUGAAUACUAAAGAAAGGUAUGAAGAGAUCAGUGAAUACUAAAGAAAGGUAUGAAGAGAUGCUAGUUAAGGCGCUGAACUGUUGUCAUUAUACAUUUAUUACUGAGCAGGCUGGAGUACGGUGCUGUCUGUAUCCACAAACCAGUGGGUGCUAUAAUAAACAACCGUAAUGUGUAUAUAUAGGGUGCAAGACCACGUAAAAAAAAGACCACAAAGUGAUCAUACAUUAACAAAUGACCUUCCAAAUAAGGUCACAACUUUAUUAGACACCAACAUAUAUAGACAUGCUCCUCUAAUGGACAUUGAAUGACAUGAAUAAUAUUAACCACAACGUGUGCAAUAUGAUUCAAAGCAUUUAAAACAGUAGGUACUGACACUACCUGGUCCGACCGUGUUCAGGUCAGGACCACACUGAUCGCCAUAUUGAUUGCUGGGUCUCUAUAAGUACACACAAUACUGGUUAUCAUUGUUUGACAUUACAUAGGGAAUCUUUUCUUAGUGCAUGAAAUUCGCCCAGUGAAUUGGAGCCCUGACCUGAACAUGGCCCAGACCAGGCAGGGUCAGUACAUUUUUUUUGUACAAAUUUUUAAUUGUAUUGCACAUAUAUUGGUUUAGAUUAUAGAUGUGAUUCCAUGUUUGACUGCGCAGCUCCCAUAAAAAGAUGUAUAUGUGUUUAUAUAUAUAUAUCUUUCUUUUUACUUCAUCUGCUUGGUGUGCUGUGUAUAUAUAUAUAUGUAUAUAUA